Messenger RNA from Lachancea meyersii CBS 8951, 891 nucleotides. Lineage: Eukaryota; Fungi; Ascomycota; Saccharomycetes; Saccharomycetales; Saccharomycetaceae. The record is from the annotation of a GenBank genome assembly.
AUGGGCUCUAAUCUGGACGAGUACGAGGAUCUCGACGAUUUAUUAGAGGAUGCAUCGAAACUAGACGAAGAGAGCCCUUCGGAGAAGGUCCAACGAGGCGAAACGGCCAAGGGACCGAUUGGCAAGAAUGAUUCAGAGAUGGCAGAGAUGAUCGAGGACUUGCAAGGAGAUUUUGCCAAAUUGAUGCGGGAAAACGGGUCUGGAGACUCUGCUGAGGACUCCAAGACUGCAGAAGACUUUAAAAAGUUGCUUACGGCGCUAGGGAAGGCAGGAUCGACACCUCAAGCGUCUGAAAACGCCAGCACGAAUAGCGCAACUCCGGGCCAGAACGGCUUCAAAGACAUUGUUUCGAACACGCUGGAGCGUCUUAAAGAGAACGGUACCAAGGUAGAUACACAUCUCAUGGAGGAGAAGAAAAAGGGCAGUUCAGACGACAUUUUGUCGCAGCUGUUGGGCCAGCUCGUGGACGGCGCGGACGGAGACGACGAAGAAGGUGUGGAAAACGCCAUUCAAAGCAUGCUGAAUCAGAUGUCGUCGAAAGAGGUGCUGUAUCAGCCUAUGAAGGACAUGCAAACGGAGUUUGGCAGCUGGAUGGCUGCAAAUGAGACACUUGAGGAGCACGCCGACAAGAUCGAGUGCUAUCGCGAGCAAUUUGCGUUGGUCAACAAGAUUGUGGGCAUUUACGAAACGGAGGUCUACGAGGACAGCGCUGCACGCGACGAAAUUGGCGAGCUUUUGGACCGUCUGGAACAGCUUGGCGAUUCGCCCGUUAGCAAGGGCUUUAAUAGCCCAGACAACGCAGCAGAUCUCAGCAAGUUGUUGGAAAUGGAUGGUAACGAAAACGCGGGUGAUUUAGACAAAGAGUUGCAAGACACCUGUCAACAGCAGUAG